AUGGCAGGGGAAGGAAUCGUUCAAAGCCUGACAGUCUCUCACGACGUAGCCCGUCUUCAUCAGUCAACCGGCCUCGCAGUACCGCAUUCGCUUUCGUCGCCGCUCGCGCGCGCGCCGCGCCGCCAGUCUGCUUUGGUGCUCUCGGAGCUCCUCGGCGCCUCUGCAGGGGCUGCCCGUUUGGCGCUUCGUCGCUUCUUGAUUGAGGCGUCUUCGCUGCCGCCUCUAGUCAGCGUCUCCGCGCGGCUUUCCGCGCGCGUCCGCAGACCGGGAGAGGGUCGCGAGGAGGGGGAGGAGGAUGAACGAGCGGAGCAGGAAGCCCGCGCGCUGGGGGCCUUCUCACCGCUCGUGGUCGCGGUGCUUAGUGCCUCGCACCCCGAGAAGGCGCUUCUGGUCGCGCGUCUCUUAGAUCUUCCGCUGUCACGUCCAGCCGACAGCCGCGAGCUGGGAAGCCGGUCCGCCGUGGAGGCUGCGCGCCGCAGAGGAGAAAAAGCAAACGAAGACGACGUGGCGCACGCACAGAACGCUGAAGAUGACGCAGACGCAGCUGUCGCCCAGACCACGGGCGAGGAAAAACGCCCCUCGCAGGAGGGCGUCUUCGCGUCGCUGCAGCACCUGCCGGGCGCGACUCCUUCAGUUCUGUUUCACCUCGACUACGCCGCAACGCCUUUCUCGCUUCUUUCUGCGCAGUCGCUGCGAGACGCGCAGGAGGACGGCGGCGCCGUCGCAGAGGAGGAAAGCGACCGACCUGCAGCGGCGCUCGCGGAAGCCGCCCGCCGCGACCGGACGCCCGCGGAGGCCGCGAAGUGGGCGCGUAUUCUCGGCGGCGUGAGUUCGCUCGUGCUGAUUCCGCUGCAGGCGCGGCAGCUCCGCGUCGCCACGCCGCAGGGCCUCGCGGCGAGGGGGCGAGAGCCCGCGGCGGAGGACAAGAGAGACAGGAGAGACAGUUCGGGCGCGGAGACGCCGGAGCUGCAGGUCCGCCUGCCGGAGGAGGUAGCGGUCAUGCUUCGCGGCUUCGCCCGGGGCGUGAGGGACCGCCAAAGGCAGCGCGGAGAGGGAGACGAAGGACAAAAGGCGCGAGAGGGCGAUAAAAAAGAAGUCAAGCACGCGUCAAGAGAGGAGGAGGACAUCCCUCCGGUUGUCGUACUUCUGAUGGACACGCCGGAGGACUGGGAGCCUGCGCUAACUCAGGCCGUUGCUGCUGCGGUCGAUGACCUUCUCGCGACGGCGGGCGGAGACUCCCGUCCGGAACGCCAGACUGAAGGAAUCGGAGCCGGCCGCGAGUCCGCGUCUUCGGGUUCUUCUGUUUCGCGGCGCUCCGUCAUUAUCGCGCUGCCUGAGUCUGCGUGGGUGGGAGGCAAGGCGUCGCCCAGCUUCUCGACGGAGAAGAAGAAAUUUCUCACUAUGCUCGAAGAGGCGCGCUUCCGCCACGAGACCGCUCGCAGGCAACGCGAGGAGCUCCGCCGGGAGCGCGAGGCACAGAAGCAAGAAAGCAAAGGUGGCCUGGAGGGAGGAGGCGCGAAGCAAGCGGAGGCUCAAGAGAGGCAGGCGGAGCGGAGAGAUGGAGACCGCGUGGGAGACAGACAAGCCGAGAAGACACGCAGCGCGAGCCCCCAAGACGACACACUGCCAGACCUUCUCGUGAGCAAGCUCUUCGCGACAUCCGCGCCUGGAGACGCGCGCGAGCGCCCACAGCCCCUGCUGCCGCAUGAGGCUCAGUUCGCUGACCUCGUUGCACCCGACGUUCUCUCCUGGGCAGUGCAGCGAGACAUCCUCGCCGCGGCGGCGCCGGUCCUUCAGGAGUGGAAAAGACACGUGGAGCUGGACGGACUCGUCAUUCCUCGAUUCGGACACCAAGCGUCUGAGCUUCUUCGCGCGCUCCUUCCGCUUUACGAUGCAGCGACGCUCUCCGCCGCUCACACCCCUGCGCGCCAGCUGGCGCGUCACGAGCUUCAGACUUUCCUCGAGGACGAGCUGCGUCACCUUUACCUCCAGCAGCUGAUGCUUCUUGAGCGCCGGGCGCGGGUGCGGCUGCGCGCGGCGCUUCUCGCGGCGCUCAAGCGCCCGAGUCUACCCGGUCGGCUCUUCAGCUCUCUCGCGCGAGGCAUCUCCAACAAAGAAGGCGCCCCAGUGGCAAGCGAAAAGAUGCGAGACGCGGCAGAGAAGGUCAUCGCCGAUCUGCAGCGCGAAGCCGCGGAGCUCGUGCUCAGUUCCGAGGCUUCGCCGGUGCCGGAGUCGCUCGCUGCCUCGCGGUUUUCUUCGGCUCUGCACGCGGAAGAGUUUCCCCUGCAGCAGGCGCUGCGGCAUAGUGUGGAGCUGGCCGUGGAGAUGCGCGAGAGAGCCGCGGUCGCCUCAAGCGAAGCCAUUUCCUUCCUCCGCUCGCGAGUGCACGCAGGCGCUGCGAAGCUCGCUGACGUCGCGUGGUUUCCGCCGCGCCUGCGGGCAGCGCUGACGCGCGUGUCUGCUGAACUUCUCGACCCGGAAAAGCACGCCCCCCGCGCGGCGUCUGCUUCGCCUUCUUGCUCCUCUCUGGCGGCACCUUCGUUGUCUCUUCAGCCAGCGGCGGCUACGGCUCCUUCGCCUCCGCCGGGUGCAGCGCCAGAGAGGCGCCGGGCGCGUGACGCAGGGAGAGAAGACGCGGAGCAGGAGGGGGAGAAUGCGUCCGCGAGAGAAGAUUCUGUAUCGCGUCGAUGGGGCGGCUUCGCGGACGACGUGCAGAGAGCUGUAAAGAAGCGCGCGAGCGACAUCUACGAAGAAAACAUCCGGAAGCUCCAUGGUGGGCUCGUUGGGAAACUGACUGGCGCCCUCCGCCAGCUCGCGAGCGACUUCAUCGCCGGGCCUCUUGCCGCGAGACUCGAAGCGCAGCAGAGAGGCUUCUUAAGCGGCGUGUCGCUCCGCGAUUUUCUGCGUUUUUCGGUUCGACCUAGUGUCUCUUUUACUGCGAUGCUACGCCGCCGCGGCGAAGGAAAUCUCCAGGGCUUCGCCUCCUACAACGCCGGGCCUCUCAACGUCAUCGUGGGCUUUGCUAACGACGCCCCCGUCGUGCAGCCCGAUGGGAAGAUGGCGCCCGCGUUCCGGGUGCAGCCGAAGCUUCACUUUGAUGUGCAGCGCAUCCGCGAGCCGCCGCAACGGAGCUGA
Messenger RNA from Besnoitia besnoiti, 3135 nucleotides. RefSeq lists its product as uncharacterized. Bases 1 to 3135 code for a protein of 1044 amino acids. NCBI's taxonomy places the organism in Eukaryota, Apicomplexa, Conoidasida, Eucoccidiorida, Sarcocystidae. The record is from RefSeq and is a predicted model, not a curated record. The transcript has 13 exons.